Adineta ricciae is the source of this 2745-nucleotide messenger RNA. The record is from the annotation of a GenBank genome assembly. NCBI's taxonomy places the organism in Eukaryota, Metazoa, Rotifera, Eurotatoria, Adinetida, Adinetidae.
AUGACAACAUUACUUAAUCAAGGAAAAAACAUCUUAUUAAUAGGAGAUUUAAACGCCAAGCAUCAGGACUGGGGCUGCCCAGACCAGCAGGUGAAUCCAAAAGGACGAGUACUGGCUGAAUGGAUUAUCAACCACAACUUAAAUGUACUCAAUGCCGGUUUGAAAACGUCAUUGCGAUCCGAUACAACAAUUGAUCUUUUCAUAUCGACUGAGCAACCCGAAGCAUCCGAAUGUCGUACUCUAGCUUAUAAUGGCAGUGAUCAUUUACCAGUUCUUACUAAUUUCCUAGAUCUCAAUACAUCAACUGAGAAUCAUCUCGUACCCCGUACCUACUGGAAAGUGUUUUCGUCGAUUCUGAUCGUUGUACAAGACCAAUUACAGUGUGAACAAGAAGCUCUGAUGAAGAACUCUGACGACACAUUUAGCUGGUUCAUGAUCUUUGAAAGUUUUUUAGCAGCACUUAAACUUCGAGUAACAGAAUGGCAAGAAGUUAAACGGAAACGACCAUCUAUUUCAUCCUCAUUACGAAUCCUCCUUCGACACAAGCAUUACUUACAAAAUAGAUAUCGGCACACGAAGUACGAGGAAGAUCGAUUACGGCUAAGGUCGUGGAACGUCUUAGUUAAGCAAGAAUUUCAAUCACAUAGACAACGAAGCUGGGAACAAUUCAUUUCCAACGUUGCUUCACCGAAUCCGACGACAUUCUGGAGAACAGUGAAAAAAUUAAACAAAAAGAAAUCAGCCGAAUUUGUUGCAUUAACUGAAGAAAAGAUGGUGCACAGAAAACCAGAGGACAUAGUGAAAAGCUUAAACGAACACUUUACCGAAAGACAUUCACUACCAAAAUUAAACAUGACGAACUCACUCGAUAAAGAAGCUCAAGAGUUAUGGAGAAUAUACAGUUCAGCCGAAAGAGAUGAUAUCAAUCUAGUUUCUUAUCAUUCAGACCUCCAAUUCGAAAAACAAGAUUUAAAAAAGACAAUCAAUUCAUUAAAAAGCAAAAACUCGUCUGGAUUCGAUCAUGUUUCUAACAAAAUGAUCAAAUUACUUCCAACACAUUACCAUACUCUAUUAACAAAUGCUUAUAAUAAUUUAUUUCGUAACGCUCAUUGGGGAAAAGAAUGGAAAAUAGCCAGAACUAUUUGUCUUAAUAAAAGUGAUGAUCCAGCACCACGUACAAAUCAACUACGACCAAUUUCAAUGUUACCAGCUUUCAGUAAAAUAUAUGAAAAACUUUUUCUCAUGAGAUUUAACAGCUGGUCUCAACGAAUGAAUGUUUUACCCUCACAACAAUCCGGUGCAAGACCUCAUCAGGCAACAACAACCCGCGUCAAUUGUCUAUUAGAACAAAUUACCCAAUCUCUGCUCCACAACUCAUUCACUCCGGUCGUUUACAUUGACUUUCUGCAAGCUUUUGAUAAGCUCUGGCAGCAGGGAUUACUAUUGAAGUUAAAUAGGCUUAACUGCCCAUCGCCCUAUCUUAUAUGGAUCGCAAACUACUUCACCGAACGAUCACUCAAAAUUGACUAUGGUGGUAUAGAAUCAGCAUUAGUCAAAGUAGAACGAGGAGCACCUCAAGGAAGCUGUCUUGGCCCGGUAAUGUAUGUCAUCAGCCACCACGACAUCCCUUAUAUUUUUGAAAAUCCCAUCCAUGUACAUGCCUAUGUUGAUGAUAUAGCAAUCGCCUAUAUCCCAUCUUUUCAUUUGAAAUUAAAACCUCAAAUUGGACAAAUGAAUGAACGCAUCAACAGGGACAUGGGAAACCUAUUAAAAUAUUCGAAUGACUGGCAUCAACCACUUAACCCCAACAAGACUGAAUUUGUAGUUUACCAUAAAUCAAUUCAGUGCCCCAAACUCGACAUUUACUAUGAUGGAGUGAGAAUUAUUCAAAAGAAAAAUUUCAAAUACCUUGGCUUUCAUCUAGAUGCGAAGCUGUCCUUUCGGAAUAUGAUUGAUGCUCAAUGUUUAAAAUUAAGAAAAGCUUAUAUUAUAUUAAAGUUUAUUCACCGGCAGUUUCCCUCAUUUUCGAAACUAAAAAUGAAAUUUUUCAAUACAUAUAUAUGGCCUCACAUGUAUAUGAUGGCAACAAUUUACUGUCUUUUCUCCAAGACGUCUCGUGAACGUGUAGCAGCUUUUUAUCGGCGAUGCUUAAGACUGAUACACAGUCUGUUUCAAUGUCCUACAGCAGACUUACAUCAACAUUUUCAACUACCCACGAUUGAAAAGCGAUACAAAAAAUCGUUGGUAAAACGAAUGAAAAAUAUUCAGCUGCACGAACCGGUGUUCUUGGAAUAUGCAUUACAAUACAAAUUCUUAUUGAACACGAUCUAUUAUCAUUAUCGAAUUAAAGCANUAAAUACAAGUAAUUCAGGUGGUCUAGAUUGGAAAGCAAAACUUAAUUAUUCACCUACUGGAAUGAAAUUUGAUUAUAAAACAUUUACAAUGUAUACAACAUAUGUAAAUACAAGUACUGGAUAUGUUUCAUCAAUUGGAAUUUUAAAUCGAACAAUGGGUGGAAUUAGUAAAAAUGUUGGAAUCAUUUCUGAUAGUCCAGAUGUUGGAGUUACGUCAUUUUCAGCAUUUGAUAUUGCAGAAAAGAUAUAUUAUGCAUCAAUUACAUUAGAUUCAGUUUUUCCAAAUGGUAUUUCUUAUGUCAAUGUAGACAAUUCACAAGGAGACUUAAAUUUUUUCCCCAAUACAAAAUAUAAUUCACAUGCUUGGUUUAUAAAACAAUUCGUUCAUUAA